This is a messenger RNA of Cyclopterus lumpus (lumpfish), 1309 nucleotides long. RefSeq names its product TNF superfamily member 14 (gene tnfsf14a). The transcript has 4 exons. The coding region runs from base 406 to 1095 and encodes 229 amino acids. Gene Ontology annotation, molecular function: tumor necrosis factor receptor binding. NCBI's taxonomy places the organism in Eukaryota, Metazoa, Chordata, Actinopteri, Perciformes, Cyclopteridae. The record is from RefSeq and is a predicted model, not a curated record. Gene Ontology annotation, cellular component: membrane. Gene Ontology annotation, biological process: immune response.
UGGAGGUUAAGAGGCAUUGUGCUCGGCCUGCCACCUUCUGCCGCCGCUUCGUAACUUAUCGUCUGCAGUCGGGUGCAGACAGGUGCAUCUCGGCCUCCACGAGGCGCUCUUGGUUGAUGCAUCUCAAGCUCUCUGUGUGCACAUCUGUUCUUAAUGUGACUCCUCGUGACGUGGGCCGUCUCCACUUGAACCAACCGCAAAUGAGCCCACCCUUCUUCUUGCUACUUUGUCACCCCCACGCCCCCCCUCUUCUCCGUCACUCAAGUCCUUUUGUCUUCCGUGGUCCCCUUUCGAAGCAACAUCCUCUUGACAACUUGUUCACACAGAUUUGCUUUUCAGUGACAGACAGCGAGAGAGAUAGAGAUAGAGAGAUAGAUAGAGAGAGAGAGAGAGAGCACAGUAGGUAUGUCAAAGGUUGGAUAUCCCUCUGUGUGUGUGGUGGACACCUACAGCACCCGGCCUGCAGUGCCACCCAGGCGGGGUCCGGAGAGACGGCGCACCGAGGUGGCGCAGACCCUGCUGUUCCUGCUGGUGAGCGUGGCGUUGUGCGGCGCGGUCAUAGAAGCCUGCUUCAUCUACAACCUCUACCGACCAGGGUUUGCCACCCCGGCAUCGUUCUCUAAGCUCUUCGAAGGUAAAGUCGUUACUUCUCGCCCGAAAACUCUCAGUCUUGUUAUUCCUCCCUCCAAACCGGUCGCACACCUGACAGGUGGACAAGAUGUAGUUCACGGAAAACAAAUCAUGGCGUGGAGCAUGGAUGCCGACCCUCUCCUCUAUGAAAUGGGCUACGAAAACAAAAGCCUCGUUAUUCAGAAGGAGGGUUAUUACCAUGUCUAUUCCAAGGUUUCCUUCUUGGACAUCGAUGAAUUUCACCACUCUAUUAAUCGGAGAACUGAACGGUAUUCGAGGGGAAUUAUUCCCCUCCUGAUAUCCAGGAGAUCCUCCGAGGGGUCCAGCAGCACGCGGUCCAACAGUUACCUGGCUGGAGUGUUUCACCUUCACAUAAAGGACACCCUUUUUGUGGAGGUGAGCCAGGCCUCACGCAUCGUGCGCAUCACACCGUACGAGAACGUCUUUGGUGCAUAUAUGAUAUAAAUAUCACAUUGAUUCCUAUUGUUAUAGUGUGUUUUACAUUGCGAAAAAAACAUUUUGUUAUCUUUUUUUAAAUUUUUUAUAUGCUUCCUUUAUACUUAAAAAUCCUGUUUGUCUGAAUGUUUAAAAGUGACUCUUCAUUGACGGGGUUUUUUCACAACUUUUGUACUUUUUGUACGUAUGUUUCAUGCUAAAAUUAAAAACAUACAAAACUGUC